Messenger RNA from Castor canadensis (American beaver), 4692 nucleotides. RefSeq names its product DNA topoisomerase III alpha (gene Top3a). Gene Ontology annotation, biological process: DNA repair; DNA topological change; DNA recombination. The record is from RefSeq and is a predicted model, not a curated record. NCBI's taxonomy places the organism in Eukaryota, Metazoa, Chordata, Mammalia, Rodentia, Castoridae. Gene Ontology annotation, molecular function: DNA binding; zinc ion binding; DNA topoisomerase type I (single strand cut, ATP-independent) activity. Gene Ontology annotation, cellular component: RecQ family helicase-topoisomerase III complex; nucleus; chromosome.
GUGGCGGCGGCGGCCGGAAGAAGGCGCAACUGUGAAGGCCAGCGUGCUGGCGGGAAGGUGACAGAAAGCGUGAGCAGCUCCCAGAGGCUCUCGUUUUCUCUGGUUUCCCCAACAUGCGCGGGCAUCCGGGGAGCGGCUGCCCGCUCCGAGCCUAGGGAUGAACGUCCCGGUUGCCCGCUUCGUGUUCCCGUGGCUGCGACGAUCGGGAGACCGUGCCUUGUCCCGGGCCGCCAUGGAAGUGGCUCUUCGAGGCGUGCGGAAAGUCCUCUGUGUGGCGGAGAAAAAUGACGCGGCCAAGGGGAUCGCCGACCUGCUGUCCAACGGUCGCAUGAGGCGGAGGGAAGGACUUUCUAAGUUCAACAAGAUCUACGAAUUUGAUUAUCAUCUAUUUGGCCAGAAUGUUACCAUGGUAAUGACUUCAGUCUCUGGACAUUUGCUGGCUCAUGAUUUCCAGAUGAAGUUUCGAAAGUGGCAGAGCUGCAACCCCCUUGUCCUCUUUGAAGCAGAAAUCGAAAAAUACUGCCCAGACAAUUUUGUAGAUAUCAAGAAAACUCUGGAACGAGAGACACAGCAAUGCCAGGCCCUGGUGAUCUGGACUGACUGUGACAGAGAAGGCGAAAACAUCGGGUUUGAAAUUAUCCACGUGUGCAAAGCUGUGAAGCCUGGUCUCCAGGUGUUGAGAGCCCGUUUCUCUGAGAUCACACCCCGUGCUGUCAGGAUGGCCUGUGAAAACCUAGCUGAACCUGAUCAGAAAGUGAGUGAUGCUGUGGAUGUGAGGCAGGAGCUGGACCUAAGGAUUGGAGCUGCAUUUACUAGGUUCCAGACCCUGCGUCUUCAAAAGAUUUUUCCCGAGGUGCUGGCAGAGCAGCUCAUCAGCUAUGGCAGCUGCCAGUUCCCAACACUGGGGUUUGUGGUAGAGAGGUUCAAAGCCAUUCAGGCUUUUGUACCAGAAAUCUUCCACAGAAUUAAAGUAACUCAUGACCACAAAGAUGGUACUGUAGAGUUCAACUGGAAAAGGCAUCGUCUCUUUAAUCACACAGCUUGUCUUGUCCUCUAUCAGUUGUGUAUGGAGGAUCCCAUGGCAACUGUGGUAGAGGUCAAGUCCAAGCCAAAGAGCAAGUGGAGGCCACAAGCUUUGGACACCGUGGAGCUGGAGAAACUAGCUUCUCGAAAAUUGAGAAUAAAUGCUAAAGAAACCAUGAGAAUUGCUGAGAGGCUCUACACCCAAGGGUACAUCAGCUAUCCCCGAACAGAAACAAACAUUUUCCCCAAAGACUUAAACCUGAUGGUGUUGGUAGAACAGCAGACUCCAGAUCCACACUGGGGGGCCUUUGCCCAGAGCAUUCUAGAGAGGGGUGGCCCCACCCCACGCAAUGGAAGCAAGUCUGACCAAGCUCACCCUCCCAUUCACCCCACUAAAUACACCAGUAACUUGCAGGGAGAUGAACGGCGACUGUAUGAGUUCAUCGUUCGCCAUUUUCUGGCUUGCUGCUCCCAGGAUGCUCAGGGGCAGGAAACCACCGUGGAAAUUGACAUUGCUCAGGAACGCUUUGUGGCUCAUGGCCUUGUGAUUCUGGCCCGAAACUAUCUGGAUGUGUAUCCAUAUGAUCAUUGGAGUGACAAGCUCCUCCCUGUCUAUGAGCAAGGCUCCUGCUUUCAGCCCAGCACCGUAGAGAUGGUGGAUGGUGAGACCAGCCCACCCCAGCUGCUCACUGAGGCUGACCUCAUCGCCCUCAUGGAGAAGCAUGGCAUCGGUACUGAUGCCACUCACGCAGAACAUAUUGAAACCAUCAAGGCACGGAUGUAUGUGGGGCUCACCUCAGACAAGCGGUUCCUCCCCGGGCACCUGGGCAUGGGACUUGUGGAAGGUUACGAUUCCAUGGGCUAUGAGAUGUCCAAACCUGACCUCCGGGCUGAGCUGGAAGCUGAUCUGAAACUGAUCUGUGAGGGCAAGAAAGACAAGCUUGUGGUUCUAAGACAGCAAGUGCAGAAAUAUAAGCAGGUUUUCAUUGAAGCAGUGGCUAAGGCGAAGAAAUUGGAUGAGGCCUUGUCCCAGUAUUUUGGGGAAGGGGCAGAGAUGGCCCAACAAGAAGAGAUCUACCCACCCAUGCCAGACCCCAUCCGGAAGUGCCCACAAUGCAACAAGGACAUGGUCCUCAAGACCAAGAAGAGUGGCGGGUUCUACCUCAGUUGCACAGGUUUCCCAGAAUGUCGAUCAGCUGUAUGGCUUCCUGACUCGGUGUUGGAGGCCAGCAAGGAUGGGAGUGUGUGUUCAGUUUGUCAGCCACCCCCUGUACACAGGUUGAAAUUGAAGUUUAAGCGUGGCAGCCUUCCCCCAACCAUGCCCCUGGAGUUUGUUGCUUGCAUCGGUGGAUGUGAUGAAACCCUGAAGGAGAUCUUGGGUCUGAGAUUUUCACAGGGCCCCCCGAGAGCUAUUCAGCCUUCUGGCCACCUGCAGGCUAGCCAAGCCCUGAACAGGAUGGACAGUGGGCAGCACAGCCACCCCCAGCCUCCUAGAAGCAGACAGACUGGACCCUCAAAGCCUGUGGCCCAGACUCUCCUACCACCCACUGCCAAUAGCGAAAGUAACUCUGUGACCUGCAACUGUGGCCAGGAGGCCGUGCUGCUCACUGUCCGCAAGGAGGGCCCCAACCAGGGCCGGCAGUUCUACAAGUGCAACAGUGGCAGCUGCAACUUUUUCCUGUGGGCUGAUGGCAACCAUCCUACAACAGGAAGACCCCCCACCUCUGCACCAAGGCCUCCCAGCAGCUCACUGGGACUCCCUCCAAGUUCAUGCAGCUAUCUGGGUGGUUUCGACAACCCUGGCAAUGGUGGUGGUGGUGGUGGUGGCACAUCCUGCCUGUGUAGCCAGCCUGCUGUCACACGGACUGUGCAGAAGGACGGGCCCAACAAAGGUCGCCAAUUCCACACAUGCUCUAAGCCACGAGAGCAACAGUGUGGCUUCUUUCAGUGGGUUGAUGAGAAUAUAGCCCCAGGGACUUUUGUGGCCCUACCCUGGCCAGGAGGCAGAGGAAAAACCCAAGGGCCAGAGGCCAGAAGCAAAAGACCCAGGGCCAGUUCCUCAGAGGCAGGGUCCACAGCAAAGAAGUCUCGGAAAUGCAGCCUUUGCCACCAGCCUGGACAUACUCGGCCCUUCUGUCCUCAGAACAGAUGAGGGCAGCCCAGGUGGAAAAUGCUACUUUCUCAGACCAGGAAAUGAACUCCAGGUCCUGGAAAUCAAAAAAAAGUGUUGGGUUUUGGAGUUGGAGUUAGGCCUUUCUUUGUGUAGGAGUACAAGGUCCAGAUCACUCUGGAGAAGGUUGGCUCUGCUAGAUGAUGUUCAUUGCUUGGGGCUAGGAAUGACCCUAGUCAUAGCACUGCUGAAAAGACUUAGUAUGUGAUGGCAAAGCUGGUAGCAGAGGUUGUAGCCAUGGUGACUUUGUGCCCCAGUGGCGACCUGUUGUGCUGCCAGCCUAAAUGCACCCAGAGCUUCCUCCUAUGGGAAGCCCCAAAGUGAGGAGCCAGCAUUCCUGGUGCAGGCUGCAUACCAUCCCGGGAAAGAGGAUAGAAUGCCUAGAAGUGGCUCUCCUGACAUCAUACCUGCAGAGGCUUCAUCUAGAAUCCAGGACAUUGCAUGGCUCAUGUGCCUUGAUAAAGAAUUCACCCUCUUUUACUCUGACUGUGGCAAUGCAGUGUCUGCUGAUGUUUUCAAGAGUGUUGUCACCUGUUCCACUUGAUGGACUGAACCUUCUGAAAUGGGUUUGAAAAUCCUUAUCCUGGUGUCCAUUGAUCCACACAUAAUGCUGCGUGACAAGGGGUCAUAAAUGCUAAAACAUCCUGGAGUUAACUACUGUGGCUGUAAGUCCUAGUACUCAUCCUUGUUAGGGUAUCAUCAGCCUGAAGAGAAGAGGAAGAAGUUUCAGCCCUCCCAUGGGAUGUGAGCAGCACCAAGUGCAGGAUACCACACGUCAGGCAGAAUCUCACUAAUAAACAACAGGCAGAUGCAAAUAUUAAAUAUAUGUGAGGGUUAAAAAAGCGACAGAGCAGACACCAGCCAAGUCAGAAAUGCUUCAACCCUCAGGCUCUCACCACCCAGCCCAUGCAGCCCUCCCAGCUCAGCUCUUCCUUCCUGGCACAUGGAAGCACUGAGCUCAACUUCUCUUUACCCAUUUACUAAUGUAAGAAACAGAGUACUUAACCUUCCAUCUUCCACACUUUCAAGAGAUGGGCACACUCCUUGUUUGCUUUCACAAAAACCCUGGGAAUAACACAGCCUAUUGACUCUAUUUUAUAGUUGAGAAGAAAAGGAAAAAUGAGGUGUGAGUUCCUGGUCAUGUUGCCAAUUAGCAAAGAAACUGGAGUUGUUCUCGGCUUGGGACUGCUGGGACCUACCCAGCCCAAAGGGUGUGAGCUGUGGCUGGGCAAAAGGUUUUUACGAAUGUGGAUUCCUGGAUUGUCCUUCAGCCAGUGCAGGUUGUAGCCUGUGAUUGAGGUAUUCCCCUGGCUACCCACUUAGUGUUUGUCUCUGGGUUUACCUAAUCUGGAUGUUUCACAUAAAUGGAAUCAUAUGUGACCUGUGUCUGGCUUCUUUCACUUAGCAUAAGGUUUGCAAGGUUUGUCCAGAUCAUAGCAUGGAUCAUUACUCCCUUUUUUUUUUCAGUACCGGGGUUUGAACUCAGGGCCUACACCUUG